Messenger RNA from Stegodyphus dumicola, 1491 nucleotides. RefSeq lists its product as uncharacterized. The record is from RefSeq and is a predicted model, not a curated record. NCBI's taxonomy places the organism in Eukaryota, Metazoa, Arthropoda, Arachnida, Araneae, Eresidae.
AAUUUGAAUGCUCUAGGCAAGAUGGGCGUAAAAAACUCAAGCCCAAUGCUGUGCCAACUCUUUUCAAUGUGCCUAAUCCCCCACAACUGUUGACCCCACAGCGUCUAAAAGGCAUUGGUUUACCAAAGCACCGUUCAGUUACAUCCAAUUUUUGUAAUGGUGGCUUGCUGCACAGUUUACCUUUAUCAACUGAAGCGAUUUCUGUUGCUGAACCAUCUGUUGUUUGUUUGCAAGAACAAGCUUCAACUUCAUCUUGUGAUAAAAUGCCAUCUAUUUGUGAAGGAUCUCAUGUUUGUUUGCAAGAACAGCCUUUAGCCUCAUUUUGCAAUGAAAUACCAUCUAUUUGUGAAGGCUCUGAUGAUGUUCUUUUAAGGAAUUUUAUAAAACAGCAGACUGAAUUGAUCUCGCUUCUGCAAUGCCAGAACAAAAUAUUACUGAAAGAACUUACAGCAACCAAAAAAAAUGAAAUUAAUGUUUUAAAAAAAUGGCAUAGCACUGAAAUUCAACUUCAUGACCUUCAAGUACAGCAUGAGGAAUUGCUGAAAGGAGUGAAAACAUUUCUUUCAGAUGAACAAAUAGCAAUGUUGAAAAUUCCUCGUAGAAGCAUUGCAAAAUGGUCUAACGAGGGAAUAAUAAAAGGCCUCAAAGUUAGAUUUGCCUUGGGCAAGCAUGGUUAUAAUUACUUGCACAGAAUAGGUUUUCCGUGCCUUCAUACAGCACUUUAAAUAAAAGACUUCAAGGUCUUGAAAUGAAUUUUGGAGUCAUCAGUGAGAUGAUUGAACCUUUGAAAAUUAAAGGAGAAAAAAUGAAUGCUAGUGAUAAAGACUGUAUUUUAUCAUUGGAUGAAAUGGAGAUUUCUGGCAAUCCUGAUUUUGAUAUUUCAAAACGUAAAUUUAUUGGUAAAUGUACAUUAGGAAAUCAAAAGGGUGCAGGAAAUCACUAUUUAGUUAUUUUACUAAGAGGUUUGAAGCUGAAAUGGAAGCAAGUGGUUGCCCAUGAGAUAACUGGACAGGUAACAGGAUGCCAGCUCAAACAACUUGUUGUCAAUGUUAUCGAAGCUGUCAAUUCUGUUGGAUUUAAUGUUGUUGGUAUUGUUAGCGAUAUGGCAGCAGUAAAUAGAAGCCUGUGGAAUUCUUUGGGAAUAUCUGUUUCUCGAAACCAAAGAAAUAAUUUCACUACUGAAAUUAAGGGCAAAAUUAUUUAUGUAUUUGCAGAUGUGCCACAUCUUUUAAAAAAUCUCUGGUCUGCAACUCUUAAUCAUAGUAUAAAACUGCCCAGUUAUGUUUGCAAUAAAGAAAAUUUGGUUACUUUGCAUGUAUCUGCAGGAUUUAUAAAAGAUAUCUGGAUUACUGAAACAAACCAAAAUUGUGGUUUGAGAACUAUGCAUCAUCUCAGCAAAGAAGACCUCUUCCCCUCACAUUUUGAUAAAAUGAAUGUUGCUUCUGCUGUGAGGUUUUUUUCCAAUUAAAACAGCUGUGGGAUUGGAGAAGG